AUUUGUGUGUAGAACAGUACAGUUGGAGUACACGGUGUUAUUAGCAGAUUGUGGGCGUGGCAAUGCAACUGAAAGACAACAAGCAGAUCACGGCCUAUGUUCUAAUAUUGCUGCAGUUCUUUGGCUAUGUAAAAGGACGUCGUGGCAUUGGAGCCGGUGAGCAAGACUGGAAUUAUGUGGAGGUACGAAAGGGUGCCCAUCUCUUCUAUUGGCUGUACUACACGACGGCAAAUGUGAGUGCCUAUACAGAACGACCGCUAGUCAUCUGGUUGCAAGGUGGACCCGGCGUGGCCUCCACGGGUUGUGGCAACUUCGAGCAGCUGGGACCGAUGGACAUUGAGGGCAGACCACGUGACAGCAGUUGGGUGCAGUAUAUGAAUGUGCUCUUCAUCGACAGCCCGGUUGGCACGGGCUUCAGUUAUGUCGAGUCCCACGGUGAUUAUGCAAAGAACAACAAUCAAAUAGCUAGAGAUCUGGUCACACUGAUGGUCAGCUUUCUCAGAGAGCAUCCAGCAUUCCGUCAGGUGCCAUUGCAUAUAUUUUCCGAGAGCUAUGGCGGCAAGAUGGCGCCUGAGUUUGCCCUGGAACUGUAUCUGGCCAAAGAGCGAGGGAGUCUCGAGUGCCAGCUGAAGUCGGUGGUGGUUGGAAACCCAUGGACCUCUCCCUUGGAUAGCACCCUCUCCUAUGCCCCCUAUCUGCUUCAGCUGGGAAUUGUCGAUCACGAUGGUUAUAGCAGCAUUGCGAGGGUGGGCAAAAUUGCCCAGCUUGUAUACGCUGAGAAAUGGAUGCAGGUGAUCGAACAGAACGCGGACAUUCAGGAGCUGAUCAAGUUGCAUACGGGAGGCGUCUUUCUAUACAAUACACAGCGUCGUGUCCAUAUUGAUGAUGACUAUCGGUAUGGGGAGGAUCCCAAGCUUCGUGACUUUAUGAUCAAGAAUGUCACCCAGGCCCUCAAUCUCACCCACAUGUCCGAGUGGAUGGUGCAAAAUGGAACGGUCUUCAUCAAUCUGGGAGGAGACAUCUUCAAGCCUGCCAUACACAUAAUCACCCGUCUGCUGAAUGAGACGCCAGUGCGUGUGGGCGUCUACUCGGGAAUACUGGACAUGCUUUGUGCCACGCCCGGCACUGUCAACUGGAUCAAUCGAAUGCCCUGGCAUCGCAAGCAGGAAUAUGUGAGCUCCUACCGAAGCCCCUUCCGCAUCAAUGGAGUGCUGGAGGGUUACGAGAAGAAGGGCGGCGGCUUCAGCAUGUACUGGAUUUACCGAGCUGGACACACGGUCCAGCAGGAGAAUCCAGCGGCCAUGUCCCACAUUCUUCGUGAGUUUACCAACUUUGGCUAAUCAUUUUGUAGCCUUAAAUAAAAUGAAGUUGGAUCUGAAA
This is a messenger RNA of Drosophila innubila, 1380 nucleotides long. RefSeq names its product retinoid-inducible serine carboxypeptidase-like. The record is from RefSeq and is a predicted model, not a curated record. Gene Ontology annotation, molecular function: serine-type carboxypeptidase activity. Gene Ontology annotation, biological process: proteolysis. NCBI's taxonomy places the organism in Eukaryota, Metazoa, Arthropoda, Insecta, Diptera, Drosophilidae.